Molecule: messenger RNA, 3104 nt
Organism: Eleginops maclovinus (Patagonian blennie)
Lineage: Eukaryota; Metazoa; Chordata; Actinopteri; Perciformes; Eleginopidae
Gene: srpra
Product: SRP receptor subunit alpha
Exons: 15
Coding region: 130-2082 (650 amino acids)
Biological process (GO): SRP-dependent cotranslational protein targeting to membrane; intracellular protein transport
Cellular component (GO): signal recognition particle receptor complex; endoplasmic reticulum membrane
Molecular function (GO): GTP binding; GTPase activity; signal recognition particle binding
Source: RefSeq, a predicted model, not a curated record
AUCACCGGAAGUGCGCGUCACUUCCUAGUGCUGCAUCUGACGUGUCUAAAACAGUUUUGCUCUGGUGGUGAAUUUUACUCGUGGGGGAUUUAUUAUCUAUCGUGCUGAUAUCUGAGACAAGGUGACAAGAUGCUAGAUUUCUUCACCAUCUUCAGCAAAGGGGGGAUAGUGUUGUGGUGUUUUCAGGGAGCCGGGGUCACCGAAUCAUUCACCGAGCCUGUCAACGCUCUGAUCCGCUCCGUAAUCCUUCAGGAGCGAAGUGGGAACAAUUCAUACACCCAUGAGGCCCUGAAUCUGAAAUACAAACUCGACAAUGAGUUUGAGUUAAUUUUUGUGGUGGGUUUUCAAAAGAUCCUGACGCUGACUUAUGUGGACAAGUUCAUAGAUGACGUUCAGCUCCAUUUUAGGGAUCGUUAUAAGAAUGAGCUGGAGCAAAAGGGGCCUUUGAAACUAAUCCAAAACAACUUUGCAUUUGAGGAUGACUUCACAAUGCUUCUUAAAGAUGCGGAGAAGAGCAGCAAAGCUCGGAGCCAAGGCAACAUGCGGACCUUUGAUCAGUCUGAGAAAUCCCAAAAAACUGUGAAGUCAAUGAUAGAGACCAAGGGUGGGGAAAAAGUCAAGGAACAGGGUGGCAAGAAGAAUAAAAAUAAUAAAAAGGAGGCUACUGCAGCUGAGCCUGUCAAACUGGAUCAAGGCAAGGCUGGGCAGAAGACGGCUGAAAACGGUAACCAGGGCUUGACUUCUGAGGAGAUCAUGCUGAAGAAGAGGGAGGAGUUCUUUCGCAAGCGCACCGCGGUACCUACUGAAAAACCAGUUAAGUCCCCAAAGCCUCAGAAGCCUAGGGAGAAACAGAUGCGUGUCUGGGACAUGGGUGGUAACAGCACCAAGGAGGUGGACUACAGCCGAAGGAAUGGAGAUGGAUCGUCAAACGGUGGCGAUCAGAACCAGGAAGCACAAAUUUACCUGGGGGAGCAGUUGAACUCCAUGAAAGGAGACCUGCUGUCUGUGGACUAUGAGUCCAGUGAGGAGGAAGAAGGGAUGGAGGAAGAAGAGGAAGAGGAGAGAGUGGUUGUCAAUCAAACAAGCAAGACGAGCUCCAAAAAGAGUGGCGGUUUUGGAGGCAUGUUCGGGAUGCUCAAGGGCCUUGUGGGCUCCAAGAGCUUGUCCCGGGAGGACAUGGAGCCAGUACUGGAAAAGAUGAGGGACCACCUCAUCGCAAAAAAUGUAGCAGCCGACAUCUCCUCCAAGCUCUGUGACUCUGUCGCCAUCAAACUGGAGGGCAAAGUCAUGGGCACAUUCACCACUGUGGCCUCAACUGUAAAGCAGGCCUUGCAGGACUCUCUGGUGCAGAUCCUGCAGCCCAAGAGGAGGGUGGAUAUUCUGAGAGAUGUCAUGGAGGCGCGGAGCCAGCGGAGGCCUUUUGUUGUCACUUUCUGCGGUGUCAACGGGGUUGGGAAGUCCACCAACCUGGCCAAGAUCUCUUUCUGGCUGAUAGAGAACGGUUUCACUGUGCUGAUCGCAGCCUGUGACACGUUCCGUGCAGGAGCUGUGGAGCAGCUCCGCACUCACCAGCGCCGCCUGAACUCUCUGCACCCCCCGGAGAAGCAUGGAGGACGCCCGGUAGUCCAGCUCUAUGAGAAGGGCUACGGGAAAGAUGCUGCUGGGAUUGCCAUGGAGGCCAUUGCCUAUGCCCGCAACCAGGCUUUCGACGUGGUGCUGGUGGACACUGCUGGGCGUAUGCAGGACAACACGCCCCUGAUGACAGCUCUGGCCAAACUCAUCGCAGUCAACAUGCCCGACCUAGUACUGUUUGUUGGAGAAGCUCUGGUUGGCAAUGAGGCAGUUGACCAGCUGGUAAAGUUCAAUCAGGCUCUGGCCGACCACUCCAUGUCUGAGAAGCCUCGCCUCAUUGAUGGCAUUGUCCUCACUAAGUUCGACACCAUCGAUGACAAGGUCGGUGCUGCCAUCUCCAUGACUUACAUCACGGGCCAGCCCAUAGUGUUUGUGGGCACAGGGCAGACCUACAACGACCUGCGCAGCCUAAACGCCCGCGCCGUGGUCAGCGCCCUGAUGAAGGCCUAAGUGGCUGCAUGAUCCGCUGUGUAACUCAUCGUCGCAACAAAGCCAACCGAACCAUUCUGCCACAGCCGUGAGAUGUCCAGCCCUGCUAACCCGCGUUCGUCAUCCCUCCUCCCUACUUUGCUCCAAAUGAACUCAUGUCAUGCACAGGACUUUAUUUCCCCGGUGAAGUGUGCACAUUGAAAGACGGAACAUUUUUGCAACAAAACUAGAGGGCCAAGCGUAAUUUCUAAACUUUCGGGCCUACAUUAAAAAUCUAAAACAAUGGUCCCAUCCAAAUGACAAGCUGACUAAAUGGACCUAGGUUGUAAAAUGUCAUCAUUUGCUGCGUAAUUCAGUAAAGACUUUUAAAAUAAACUCUACCUGGCAUUUUGUCAGUCAGUUUUCCCCUCCUCAUGUAAAUGAGGUCAGGUCGUGAAGGCUUGUUGACGUGACAUUUCAGCAGCUGCCGGUGCCCGAGGGAAGCUUAGUGACCAUAGUGCCUAUCUGUCUUUUAAGUUACCAACUUCACUACAUGGGGGGGUGAUGUAAAUCAAUAUAACAAUGGCUACAUCCAGAGGACUCUCAUUCUGUACUACACACAGAUGGUGUGCAUGAAUAUCAGAACUUAUGAAGUGAGUAGGUGUUGUACUCUUCUGUCAAAAAUGGAAACUAAAUCACAACUCCGUACAAUAGUUCUGGACUGGUUGUUCUAUCAAAGUGAUCUCCCAGAGCUCGUUGCCUACCUAACAUUGUAAUCUCUAAAAGGACACAUCGAUUCCUCGGUUCAUAAAUGAUGAAAAGACAUUUUAUAUUUGUAGAGAUUAUCCAUUGAUUUUCAGACUUGUGUGGUCUGAAGUCAUACAGGCCUUCUUAUUUAUGUUUUCCCCUCUGAUUUACUUCUUAUUUGUAAGAGGAUAUAUAAGUCUUAAUCUCUAGCCCCCCCUCCCUUUAAUUUGCAGGAGUGCAAUAUGAGAGAAUUGACGAUUUGAGCUAAUUUAUGAGAAUGUAAACAUUUCUAAAUAAAGCUGCUGUAUGCAAUAACA